Setaria italica (foxtail millet) is the source of this 2885-nucleotide messenger RNA. RefSeq names its product 8'-apo-carotenoid 13,14-cleaving dioxygenase. Gene Ontology annotation, biological process: carotene catabolic process. The transcript has 14 exons. Lineage: Eukaryota; Viridiplantae; Streptophyta; Magnoliopsida; Poales; Poaceae. The coding region runs from base 112 to 2004 and encodes 630 amino acids. Gene Ontology annotation, molecular function: carotenoid dioxygenase activity. The record is from RefSeq and is a predicted model, not a curated record. Gene Ontology annotation, cellular component: chloroplast stroma.
UUGUUCCUAAGAGAACAAUGCGAGAAAUGAGUAAGCGACGAAAUCUGGGUGGAAUCUCUUCAUUUCCUUGUUCCCCAAAAUGGUUAGGUUUCACCACCAGUCCAUGAACAAAUGGUCAUCAGGAUGGUGAAAACGUCAGCUUCAUUUCAUCCCUGUCUCUGUGUGUCUUCUCGCGCCCAUGGUGGGCGAUCAUCCAUGUCUGUCAGCGCAAGAACAUCAUCGGCGACAUCUAGAAGUUCCGGCCCGAAGAAACCUUUGUUUGGAGAGCUACUGGGGCAUCUUUCGUGGAAGAUGGACGAAGCCUCAAAGGUCCUGAAGGAUGUCCCGCAGAGAUUUCUGGACGCGCUCGUUGAUUCAAUCUUCAAAUUUACUGAUGAACCUCUGAAUCCUUCCGAGAGCAAUUUUGCACCGGUUGAUGAAAUCAGUGAAGCUGUAGAGAUAUACCAGAUUGAAGGAGCGAUACCGGAAGAUUUCCCUGAGGGGGUGUACAUCAGAAAUGGUUCGAAUCCACUAUUUGGUGCUCUCCAUUCCACGGCAUCAAUCUUCGGAAAAUCCUGGGAGAUAUGGGUUGAGGGUGAGGGCAUGCUCCAUGCCCUCUACUUCACCAAAAACACUUCAGGCUCUUGGUCAGUCCGCUAUGCCAAUCGCUAUGUGCAAUCCAAGACACUCAGACUAGAAAGAGCCCGGCAGAAACCAUGCUUCCUCCCUGCCAUUGAAGGUGACUCUGCGGCCAUCAUCGCCGCCUACAUUUUCAAUUAUAUGAGGUUUGGCAAGGUGAACAAGGACAUCAGCAACACCAACGUGUUUGAGCAUGCCGGCAGGGUGUUUGCUGUUGCUGAGAACCAUCUACCCCAAGAGAUCUGCACAGGUAACCUCGACACUGGUGAUACCUGGGACAUAGGUGGGGAAUGGAAUCGACCCUUAACAGCUCAUCCAAAGGUAGCUCCUGGAUCAGGGGAACUUGUCAUCUUUGGAACAGAUGCAAAGAAGCCAUUCCUAGUAAUUGGAGUUGUCUCAGCUGAUGGAACCAGACUAAAGCAUAGGGUGGACCUCAAGCUGGACAGAUGUACACUUUGUCAUGAUAUAGGAGUUACUCUAAAGUACAACAUAAUCAUGGAUGUACCACUUACUAUCGACAUCAUUAGACUGAUUAAAGGUGGUCCGUUGAUUCAGUUUGAGAAGGAAAGCUAUGCAAGAAUUGGAGUUAUGCCCCGUUAUGGUGAUGCAGAUUCAAUUAUCUGGUUCAAUGUUGAACCAUUCUGCAUGUUCCAUCUUAUCAACUGUUUUGAAGAGGGUGAUGAGAUUGUGGUGCAGGGUCUUCGUUCACCAGACUCCUUAAUACCUGGCCCAAGACUUGCACACAACGAGUAUGACUCAAAAAUAUCUGAGCCUGCAGAAGAUAACAAGUCAAUGAAACAAGGAACCAGCAAUGAAUUUUCCUUUCGGUUAUAUCAGUGGAGAUUAAACUUGAAAACAAAGAGUGUCUCAGGGGAAUAUUUAACUGGAACAGAGGAUUCACUGGAGCUCCCAAUGAUCAAUAACAUGUACACAGGCUUGCAACAUAGUUAUGCCUAUGCACAAGUAGUGGAUUCUUUAACGAGUUCUUCUGGCAACUGUGAGAAAGCCAUUCCAGACUUUGGUCGAAAAAUACUUUUUAUGUGUUCAAUUUGGAUGUUUGAAAAAGUUAACCCAAAGUAUAGAGGUUUUGCAAAAUUCUUCCUUAAGAAGAGAAACAGCACAGAGAUAGCGGGGUCAAGUCUCAUAAAGAUGCACUACCAUUGGCUUGGUAAAGAUCAGUUCUGCUCUGGAGCAGCAUUUGUACCAAGAGUUGGUGGGUCACAUGAAGAUGAUGGGUGGAUAAUUUCAUUUGUACACAAUGAGAAAACCAAUACAUCACAGGUGCAUAUUAUUGAUGCUCAAAGAUUUGAAGAUGCUCCUGUUGCAAAAAUAACAUUGCCACGAAGAGUACCUUAUGGAUUUCAUGGAACUUUCAUCCAUAGAUAACCAAACCAUUCAUGUCAUGGAACUCUUUGGACAGUAAAGAAAACAAAAAAAAAACUACGCAGUUUAAAAUUCAGUUCCUAAAACAAACAUAGAUUUGCAAGUAUCAUAGUUUUGGCUCUACAAAGGUUAGUGCGCAGUCACAUCCCUGUAGUUGAACAGUUCGUACAUUUUCCCCAUGUCAGUAUUUUGUUUGUGGUGGCACCUGGAACAUUGUACAUUUAAAUUGAACACUUGUUGCACAAGUAAAAUAAAUUGUAUUCAGCUAGCAUGAGCAUUUGGCUUGCAGUUAUAGCUGUCAGUUAUAAUCAAUUUCCCUUGAGAAUUAGCAUGAUUAUUCUGGCAGUAGCUUGAAAGAUUAUGUACUAAAUAUCUAAUUCAAUACAACUGACAUGCAGAACAACAUCAGUUUCUGCUGAAAACAUGAAUUUACUGUUCCAAAAUACUUUGAAAAAAGAAAACUACUUCAGCUGAGCCUGCUGAAGACUACAGACAAGUGAAAUUUAGGACUUGAAGAAAUGUUAGCAUCACACAAUGUUAUGGGCUGACACCAGCUGGACAUCCAUCUGCCGGACCAGCCAAGCAAGUUAUUUGUAUCUCAAAGUUAGUAGUUAAGCUUCCAUUAUCUCAAGGUUAGGAUUGAGUUUGUAAAUUGAGGGAUUAGAUUAACUACUUAAAGUUUGUUAGGGGUGGCUGUAAAGUCAGACAAUCAGCUCAUUGGGAAUUGAGAAAGAUGAAUCCAGGUUACACCACUCAUAUACAAAACCCCUCUCAUGUUUCUCUCCCUGUACACACAUCUUCCUCUGUUUUCUUCCUUGCCACAAGCUUCCUUGUACCUCUUAAUGAUCCAGUUGAUAUAAUCUACUUCUCCAAUUCCUAAUCUA